Molecule: messenger RNA, 2970 nt
Organism: Melitaea cinxia (Glanville fritillary)
Lineage: Eukaryota; Metazoa; Arthropoda; Insecta; Lepidoptera; Nymphalidae
Exons: 3
Coding region: 1-2970 (989 amino acids)
Source: RefSeq, a predicted model, not a curated record
AUGUUACGAUUGGACUUUAAUAGCAGAAGGCACACUUCGCCAUCAAACAUAUUCACAUAUAAUACUCAGUCAACAUGCACAUUUUCUAAUAACACUCAGACAUCACACAUGUCAACACAGACUGAAUUUGUUACUAUAAUGAUGGAUAACGACAUUGAUACGGUAUUAGACCAUAACCUAGGAACGAACACUCAAAUAGAAGAAAUCUGUGACAAAUUCAGGACAGCACUAACACAAUAUUCAGGAAUGGACCCACGAGUCCGACCAAAAUUAUCUAAACUUAGAUACAGUUCUCACCUAUUUCAGCUAGUUAAUAUGUUUAAUCAAGAUAUUCUGUUCCAAUUUAUUUCCGACGACACAAAACUAACCGACAUACAUACAAUAGUGUAUUGCGUAGCCUUAGUUAUCUCCGAAGAACUUAACUAUAAGGUCACAGAAAAUAUUAGAAGCACAAGGCCCAAAGACUGUAAUAAACCACCAUGGCAAAUAAGAUUAGAAAAGGACAUAGAAAAACUCAGAGCAGACUGUGGGCGAGUCACACAGUACAUAAAUAACAAUAGAUCCCGUAAAAUCAUUAAGCAUGUCAAAAGAAUAUUUGAAACAAGAAACACACACACUAAACACGAAAAUAGGAAUACAAAACCGGAAGAGUUCUUAGACACUUUAAAACAAAAGUUAGCACUAAAAGUUCAUAGACUUAAAAGAUACAAAAAGGCACAGCAAAGGAAAAACGAUAACACAAUGUUUAGCACAAAUGAAAAAACUUUCUACAGAAACUUACACAAACCAAAAAUAGACACAGAUACAGUAAACAGUCCUAUUAUGCCCACACAAAUACAACUGGAAACUUUUUGGUCAGGCAUCUGGGAACAAGAAGUACAUCACAAUGAUAAAGCCGAUUGGAUAACCGAAGAAGAAAAUAAAUGGAAUUCAAUUGAAGAAAUGGAAUUCACAGAAAUAACUGAGACAGAAAUAAAUAACAUUACAGCUAGAUUGCAUAACUGGAAAUCACCAGGAAUAGAUAAAAUUCAUAACUUUUGGUUCAAAAAAUUAUUUUCUUUACAUAAGAUCAUUGCUAAAAAUUUUACAGAUAUCAUUAUUGGUAAACAAAAAAUUCCAGAUUUCAUUGCCACUGGAAUAACCUAUAUGCUGCCUAAAUCACAGAUUUCUCCACAACCUUCACAAUACCGACCUAUUACAUGCCUACCAACUAUAUACAAAAUCUUAACAUCAGCAAUAACAACAAAAAUCAAUAAACAUGUUGAACAAUAUAAUAUAAUAGCGGAAGAACAAAAAGGAUGCAGGCGAGGCCACAUGGGAUGUAAGGAACAGCUAAUAAUUGAUUCUACUAUUCACAAACAUGCGACUUCAAAAAAUAGAAACCUACAUUGCACAUAUAUAGAUUAUAAAAAAGCUUUUGACAGUAUCCCACAUUCUUGGCUAAUUAAAAUAUUACAAAUAUACAAAAUAAACCCUAAAAUAAUAAACUUUUUACGUGAUAUUAUGUCCAGAUGGAAAACCACACUUUACCUGACCGCGAAUCGAACUAACAUCACAACUAGAGAAAUAAUCAUUAGAAAGGGGAUCUAUCAAGGCGAUUCCUUGAGUCCUCUGUGGUUUUGCCUAGCCUUAAACCCCCUGUCAUAUUUGCUGCGUGGUUGUCGGGCCGGAUAUUGCCUCAAAUACGAUAAACAAGAUACAAUAGUCUCUCAUCUCAUAUAUAUGGAUGAUAUUAAGUUAUAUGGAAAAACAGAAAUGGAAAUGCAAAAAUUAAUAGAUACUACAGCACAAUUUAGCAAAGAUAUUAAUAUGGAAUUUGGUUUGGAUAAAUGUAGAACACUUCACAUAAAACGAGGCAAGAUACGGCCAGGCCAUUAUGUAGUUAAUGAUACCGAUAUAAUUACAGCCAUGGAACCCACCGAUUUGUAUAAAUACUUAGGAUAUAAACAACUGAAAGGAUUAGAUCACACAGAAAUCAAAAACAUUUUAACAAUAGAAUUUAAAAAACGAGUUAAUGCUCUUUGUAAAACUAAACUAACAGGCAAACAUCUCAUUAAGUCUAUAAAUACAUACGCUAUCCCAAUUCUUACAUACUCAUUUGGUAUAAUAAAAUGGACAAAAACAGACAUAGAACAAAUAGAGCGCACGAUACGCACCACACUCACUAAACACAAUAAUCUACACCCAAAAUCUGCAAUAGAAAGACUUACUAUCAAAAGAGAAUAUGGAGGAAGGGGCCUUAUUGAUUUGAAUCAUCUCUGUCAAAAACAAGUCGGCAAUUUAAAAGCUUUUUUUCUCUUAAAAUCACAGACUAGCGAAAUACAUAAAGCCAUAGUUCAAAAUGAUUUUAACUAUACUCCACUAAACUUACACGAAGACAUAAGCUCUCUAAAUACCGAAAGUAACGAUCUUCAAACACAAAAACUAGAUAGCUGGAAACGAAAAGUAUUACACGGCCGACAUCCUCACGAUCUAGAACAACCCCACAUAAACACCGCAGCCUCAAACAAAUGGCUUAAAAUAGGAAACCUAUUUCCAGAGACCGAAGGAUUUAUAAUAGCGAUACAGGAUCAAAUAGUCAACACUAAAAACUACAGAAAAUUCAUAAUCAAAGACUCCUCAAUACCAAACGAUAAAUGCCGCAAAUGCCACGUUCAACCAGAGACCAUCCAACACAUUACCGGGGCAUGUACAACACUUACACAAACAGAUUACACACAUAGACAUAACCAAAUUCUGGCCGAACGCUAUCAGCAACGAAGAUCUUUGGAAUCGAUGCCACUAAAUCCCGAUCAAGCAAGAAAUUGCUCAGCGGAAGUGGAAGUGGAUAGGACACACCCUCCGAAGACCAGAGGACAGCGCCGUCAGGUUCGCGUUCACGUGGAGGCCGCGUGGGAGCAGGAGACGGGGCCGGCCGGUGCACACGUGGCAGCGGACUAUCGACGCCGAGCUGCGAGCGGCCGGGCUUAG